Messenger RNA from Aspergillus ruber CBS 135680, 921 nucleotides. RefSeq names its product urate oxidase. Bases 1 to 921 code for a protein of 306 amino acids. The record is from RefSeq and is a predicted model, not a curated record. Lineage: Eukaryota; Fungi; Ascomycota; Eurotiomycetes; Eurotiales; Aspergillaceae. Gene Ontology annotation, biological process: purine nucleobase catabolic process; urate catabolic process. Gene Ontology annotation, molecular function: urate oxidase activity. Gene Ontology annotation, cellular component: peroxisome. The transcript has 3 exons.
AUGUCCUCUCGACUAUCCGCAGCUCGCUACGGCAAGGACAAUGUGCGCGUGUACAAAGUCCAUCGGAAUCCCGAAACAGGCGAGCAGACCGUGGUCGAGAUGACCGUCUGCGUGCUAUUGGAGGGAGAGAUUGAUGAGUCAUACACAAAAGCAGAUAACAGCGUCAUCGUCGCAACCGACUCCAUCAAAAACUCUAUCUACAUCCUCGCCAAACAGCACCCUGUCACACCCCCCGAACUCUUCGGCUCCAUCUUAGCUUCCCACUUCAUCCAGAAAUACCCCCACAUUCACGCUACCCACGCUACCGUAGUAACCCACCGCUGGGCGCGCAUGGACAUCGACGGCAAGCCUCACCCGCACUCGUUCGUCAAGAACGGCGAAGAAACGAGAACCGUGCAGGUGGAUGCGACAGAAGGCGUGGGUAUUGAUAUCAAGACGGGUAUCCGCGGCUUGACGGUGCUCAAGAGCACCAACUCACAGUUCUGGGGGUUUUUGCGGGACGAGUAUACCACGUUGCCGGAGACUUGGGAUAGGGUGUUGAGUACGGAUGUCGCAGCUGAUUGGCAGUGGAAGCGGUUGAGGGAUUUGGAGGAUGUUCGUGCAAAUGUGCCCAAGUUUGAUUCUACUUGGACGGCGGCAAGGGAUAUCACCCUGAAGACCUUUGCGGAGGAUAACAGUGCUAGUGUUCAGAACACGAUGUACAAGAUGGCGGAUGAGAUUUUGGCGUAUCAGCCGUUGGUAGAGACGGUGGAGUAUUCAUUGCCGAACAAGCACUAUUUCGAGAUCGACCUCAGCUGGCAUAAAGACCUCAAGAACACGGGUGAAAAUGCCGAAGUAUACGCUCCGCAGACAAACCCCAACGGUCUGAUCAAAUGCACAGUGGACCGGUCGUCCCCCGGCCAAGUCAAGGGGAAGUUGUAG